ACUAUUUUGAAACCAUGAGGACCUUGUUAGCUGCAAGAUUUUUUCUGAAAAAUCGUUAUGUAACCUUUCAGUGGAGGAGAAAUGUCCCACCGUUAGUACAGCAGACAAAAUUUACAGUAACAACAUGGAGCCCAUUAGCUACAGCUUUCAACUCUCCCCAUCCUAAACAUGAUCGGUGUUUAGAGCCAACUGGGCUUUUUGGUGUGCAAGAUUUGACUAGUUCAUCUGGAUUCUCAGUUUUAAAAAAUCGAGCCUUGUCAGAAGGUGGUAAAAUUGUUAACGAGGUGUUGGAGUCAAACCCAACCCCUCGGUUAGUGGGGCUGUUUGAUGAGCUCUCUGAUACCCUGUGUGCCGUGGCUGAUUUGGCAGAAUUUGUGAGAUUAACGCAUCCUGAUGGUCAGGUUAGAGGGGCAGCAGAAGACACCUCGAGGGGCAUAAGUGGCUAUGUGGAAGAGCUGAACACUAAUCCCGGUCUUUACCAUGCGUUAAAGAAGCUUCUCUCAAAUGACACACAUCAGAUGAAUGAGGAAGCAAGAAGAGUUGGAGAGUUGUUUUUAUUUGAUUUUGAACAGAGUGGUAUUCACUUAGAGAAAAAGAAACGGAGGCAUUUUGUUGAGCUUCAGGAGGCUUUGUUAGUUAUUGGUGCACAGUUCUCUCAUACAGCAGCAUCUCCUGUUAAAGUUCCAAUAUCUCAUUUGCCAUUUGGUGAUGAACUUGCUGGUAUCUACCCUGUAGAUGGUGAUCAUGUCAUUAUAGACUCUGCAUUUUUGGACUCUAAUAAUGAGAAGUUGCGUGAAUUGGCUUAUUUAACUUGCUUGAAGCCAAUAGAAUCACAAUGUAAAACUCUGGACUUGCUUCUUACCUUACGGCAUCAACUUGCUCAGCUGGUAAACUACCCAAGUUAUUCACAUCGUGCAUUAACAGGAACAAUGGCAAAAUCUCCAGAAAAUGUCAUGGACUUUUUAACACAAGCUGCAAAUGCACUUCUCAAACCAGCGCAUACUGAAAUACAAUUAUUGAUCAGGUUGAAGAGAGAAAUGGCAAAAGAUCCUAACUUAGAGCACAUCAUGCCAUGGGAUCUGCACUAUUACUCAGGUAUAGCAAAAUAUCAAUCAGCCAAGAUAAAAGGUUCAUCUAUAUCAGCGUACUUUCCACUUGGAGCUUGUAUGGAUGGGUUGGAUUUAUUAUUCAGGGCUCUGUUUGGAAUAACAUUAGAAGCUCAAGAACCAGCUGAGGGUGAACUAUGGUCUUCUGAUGUUCAAAAGCUGGGCGUGGUUCAUGAGACGGAGGGACUCUUGGGUUACAUCUAUUGUGACUUCUUCAACAGGGCAGAGAAACUACAGCAAGAUUCGCACUUUACUAUAAGAGGUGGUCGAGAACUUGAUGAUGGCUCCUAUCAGCUUCCCAUCGUUGUUGUGGUCUGCAACUUUCCUUCCCCUGGGGUGUCAUCCCCUCCACUUCUUAGUCAUAGCAUGGUGGAGAACUUGUUUCAUGAAAUGGGUCAUGCGAUGCAUUCCAUGCUGGCUCGCACUCAGUAUCAACAUGUCACAGGUACCAGGUGUUCCACAGACUUUGCUGAGGUUCCUUCAGUACUCAUGGAGUACUUUGCAUGGGACCCAAGAGUGCUAAUGAAGUUUGCCUGCCAUUACAAAACUGGGCAAAGCCUGCCAGAAGAAUUUGCACAGCGUCUCUGUCAAGGGCGGACAAUGUUUGGAGCUUUGGAGAUGCAGCGGCAGGUUCUAUAUGCAAUGAUUGAUCAGAUAUAUCACAGUAAGCACCCAUUGGAUGGAUCUACUACAGAUAUUCUGGUGCAAGUUCAAGAGAAGUACACCUUGAUACCGCAUGCCCCAGAGACAGCUUGGCAACAGAGGUUCAGCCAUCUCAAUGGUUAUGGAGCAAAGUAUUACUCAUACUUGUGGUCCAGGGCUGUAGCAUCACGUAUCUGGCAUCAGUGCUUUGCUAAGGAUCCUUUUUCACGAGAAAUGGGUGAAAGAUAUCGUCACACCAUGCUUGCUUAUGGAGGUGGAAGAGAACCAAACUGCCUUGUUGAAGACAUGCUGGAGAAGAAAUUUACCACCAGUGACUUGGUGCAGUCAUUGCUGGAUGAUCUGAAAUCCUCAAAUCCAUUCUUUUAAUAUACUUAAUUUCAUGUGAACUUUGAACCAUUUGUCUCAGAGUUAAGAGUUGUUAUAAGCUGUAGAGGUAAGCUAUCAGACUAGGAUGACAGGGUUUUGACUUUUUAACUGCUCGUUUUUGUGAGAUAUUGAGGUUGAAUGAUUAGGCAUAGCCAUUGGACAUGUAGCAUUUGGUUUGAUUGAUCAUGACCAGGGUAAACAAUCAUAUCUUUGAUUUUACA
Molecule: messenger RNA, 2356 nt
Organism: Stylophora pistillata
Lineage: Eukaryota; Metazoa; Cnidaria; Anthozoa; Scleractinia; Pocilloporidae
Product: mitochondrial intermediate peptidase
Biological process (GO): peptide metabolic process
Cellular component (GO): mitochondrion
Molecular function (GO): metalloendopeptidase activity
Source: RefSeq, a predicted model, not a curated record